Molecule: messenger RNA, 1128 nt
Organism: Paramuricea clavata
Lineage: Eukaryota; Metazoa; Cnidaria; Anthozoa; Malacalcyonacea; Plexauridae
Source: the annotation of a GenBank genome assembly
AUGCACUAUUUACAAAACAAGACCUCGGAAAAUUACAUGGUUGCCUCAGCGAACGUCGCAAUUCUGCAGUGUUUGGCAAUACUCAUAAAUGGCCCAAAACACGAAAGCCCCAAAGACAUUAGCGAAGAUGAUAACAGUAUUCAUGAAGCGAUAAAAUUCGCGCGUAGUUUUCUGGAAGGCAAAAGUGACUUGCUAGGCAAUGAAAUUACCAUACUUUACAAUAUCUGGCUUAGAAAUGGUUUAAAAUUAAACAGAAAAGUUCCAGCAAUCAUUGCAAAGUAUUACAAUUGUGAAAUGAAGAUUCUACCAAUAGCGAAUAACAAUGUAAAUGCGUCAAAGUUAAAGAAAAAGCUUCAGAAAUCGGAUCGGUCAGGAAGAUUCACAGAGGAGUUUCGUAGAGCAGCAUUUUAUAAUAUCUGCCCGCAAGAUAUACUCGUGACAUCUGGUUUCUACGUGGAAAUGGCAUGGAGGGAGCCUUUCAUAGAAAACCUUACAACCAAAGGAACAUUCCAUAUUUCCGAAUCUGAAAGAAUCGAAGUCGAGAUGAUGGUCCAGAGAUCUGGGCUAGUUUGUGUAACUUGUGACAGCAUCAACGCAACGGUUUUACAACUGCCUCUAACCGCUCACAACAUGUGUAUGUUGGUGUAUUUACCAUACGACAAAACCAAAGGUCUGGACGAUAUUUCAAAACAUUUCACUCCAGGAAAUUUUGAAAUAUUGGUGAGAAAGUUGACGCAGAGUAAACCAAAGCCGGUUUACGUAACGCUACCUAAGUUCAGCUUAAAGCAAUCUGGUAUAAUGCCAGCUACCUUUUCUGAAACAGAGGACACUUUAGAAAGCAAUACAAUUGUGGCACCCGGUUGCAAGAUAUUUCAAACAUCAACACUAACCAUCAGUGAAUAUGGACUGAACACAACGAAAACUGGCCAAUCAGAGGCUACCAUGACAGGGCCCGCAGUGCAUGAUGGUAUUAAAUGGACACAAUUCACGGCAACGUCGCCAUUUCUGUUCAUGUUAGUGGAUACGGAGUACAAGCUGAUUUUUUUGGUAGGAAAGGUGGCGAGGCCAGGAGAAUUAAAGGAAGUUAAAAGUAAAAUAAAGAAAAAUAGAAAUUGGUGCUGUAUAUAG